GGGGGGUACGGGUACUUUGGGCUCCUCUGUGGAAAGAAAGAGCAAAAAAACCCCCCACGCAGAGUGUCAGGCAUAGUUUUAGCAGCUGGUAACAGUUUCCGUGAAAGUGCCCUUGGUGCUCGGAGCCUGAUAACCAUCGCUGACUGUCCGCUGUGGCCACCCCUCCGCUCUCUGCCAUCCUGUGCAGAAGGAAUUGGUGACCGUGACAGCUGUUUAUUAGAAGUUUAGGAAAUGCAUUUAUUUCCCCUCUCGUUGUUGAAACCGAGCUUUUGGUUGUGUUGUGUCAAGGGUGUCUUGAGUCUUUUUGUCUGAGACUCUUUAAGAAUUGCUGGACUUGAUCCAAGAUUCCAAAGUUGAGUUAUAUGUUAAUUGAAACUGUUCCAAGAGUUUAAUUCUUCCAGCCACUUAGCCUCUGCUUUCUGAUUUUUAAAAUAUUAGUUGUUUGAAGUUUUCGUUUCUGAAAUUCUUCAUAGCUCGUCUUUCUUGCUAUCUUUCACAUUCUUUUCUCUUGCACCUUUUCCCUGUACAAACAAGCUUUUCUGUUUUGUGGUGGUUCAUGUCUUCUUUCCCAAAUACUUCGAGUUGCCUUCCCUCUAAUAAAUGCCAGACGCUGGCUGUUCUGUCCAGUGAAAGAGUGGGUUUGUUUUUUUGUUUUUUUUUUAAUAGUAACUAUUUCAAUUUGAAUGCUGCUAAAAAUAUGUGGAUAAUUUCUGUUGUGGAACACACUUAAGGAGAGAUCUGGUGAAGUUUGUACAACCUUCCUUGUUGUACUUGAAUGUCUUCUCUAUAAAUAGUUGUAUCAAAAUCUUCAGAGCUGUGUUAGUGCUGUCCUCCUCUCACCUGAAAAUAAAAGUAGCUCAGCUGCCAUUUUUCCGUAUACCUUUGUAACGCUUCUGUGUUUAUAAUUGUACAGGCAAUGGAACCAAGUACAAAGAUUUGUGAAAUGGGCUUCAACGAUAGGUGGUCACAACAUAGGGAAGAUUCUUAUCGCAAAUCGAGGAGAAAUUGCAUGCAGAGUGAUGCGAACAGCAAAGAAAAUGGGUGUGAAGUCUGUAGCAGUUUAUAGUGAAGCAGACAGAAAUUCCAUGCAUGUAGCAAUGGCAGAUGAAGCGUAUUGCAUUGGUCCAGCACCCUCACAGCAGAGUUACUUGGCCAUGGAGAAAAUAAUGCAGGUGGCCAAGGUCUCAGCAGCUCAGGCUAUUCAUCCAGGUUAUGGUUUCCUCUCAGAAAACACAGAGUUUGCAGAGUUGUGCAAGCAAGAGGGAAUCAUCUUCAUAGGUCCACCUUCAUCUGCUAUCAGAGAUAUGGGUAUUAAGAGCACUUCCAAAGCUAUAAUGUCUGCUGCUGGCGUUCCUGUUGUUGAAGGUUAUCAUGGCGAAGAUCAAUCAGAUGAGUGUCUAAAGGAACAUGCCAAGAGAAUAGGAUAUCCAGUAAUGAUUAAAGCUGUGCGUGGAGGUGGAGGAAAGGGCAUGAGAAUUGCUCACUCAGAAAAGGAGUUUUUGGACCAACUAGAAUCAGCUAGGAGAGAAGCAAAGAAGUCUUUCAAUGAUGAUGCAAUGCUGAUUGAGAAAUUUGUAGAUAAUCCAAGGCACGUUGAAGUCCAAGUAUUUGGUGACCAGCAUGGCAAUGCAGUUUAUUUGUUUGAAAGAGACUGCAGUGUGCAAAGGAGACAUCAGAAGAUCAUUGAAGAGGCACCAGGGCCAGGAAUUAAUCCUGAAGUUCGAAAGAGACUUGGAGAAGCUGCUGUCAAAGCAGCUAAAGCAGUGAAUUAUGUGGGAGCAGGAACAGUGGAAUUUAUUAUGGACUCCCAACAUAAUUUUUACUUCAUGGAGAUGAAUACCAGACUGCAAGUAGAGCACCCAGUUACAGAGAUGAUCACUGGAACAGACUUGGUGGAAUGGCAGCUUAGGGUUGCAGCAGGAGAGAAGAUUCCCCUAAUGCAGGAUGAGAUUCUGCUCCGGGGCCAUGCAUUUGAAGCUAGAAUAUAUGCUGAGGACCCUAACAAUAACUUUAUGCCAGGGGCUGGGCCAUUGUUGCACUUAUCUACCCCACUACCUGAUAAUUUCAUCAGGAUAGAAACUGGAGUUAGACAAGGUGAUGAGGUUUCUGUUCAUUAUGAUCCAAUGAUUGCAAAGCUAGUUGUUUGGGCUGAGGAUCGCCAAGCAGCACUGAGAAAGUUGCGAUACAGUUUGCAUCACUAUAAUAUUGUAGGAUUAAGCACUAAUAUUGAUUUCUUACUGAGCCUGUCAGGACACUCACAGUUUGAGGCUGGAAAUGUGCACACUAAUUUCAUUCCUCAACACCAUGAUGAACUAUUUCCAACCAAAAAGGCAACCCCACAUGAAGUUAUGUGUCAGGCAGCUCUAGGACUCAUACUGAAAGAGAAAAUGCUAACAGAUGCUUUUAGAGAUCAGUCAGAUGAUAAAUUCUCACCAUUUGCAUCCAGCACUGGUAGAAGAAUAAAUAUAUGUUAUACUAGAAAACUGUCUCUACUGGAUGGGGAAAACAUUGUGGAUGUAGCUGUAAGUUACAAUCAAGAUGGGUCAUACAGCAUGCAGAUUCAAGAUAAAACAUUCCAUGUUUCUGGAGAGAUCUUCAAUGAAGGUGAUUCAGUUUACUUGAGGUCUUCAGUAAAUGGAACAGUAUGUAAGUCCAAAUUGGUCAUUUUGGACAACACCAUUUAUCUCUUCUUUCCGGAAGGUAGAGCUCAGAUUGGCCUUCCUGUACCCAAGUACUUAUCUUCAGUAAGUUCCGUGGGAAUACAAAGUGGUGCUGUAGCGCCCAUGACAGGCACAAUUGAAAAGGUAUUUGUGAAAGCAGGGGAUCAGGUUCAGAUUGGAGACCCUCUAAUGGUUAUGAUAGCUAUGAAAAUGGAGCAUACCAUAAGGGCUCCAAAGGCAGGAGUGAUAAAGAAGGUUAAUUUCCAAGAAGGUGCCCAGGCCAACAGACACGCUCCACUAGUUGAAUUCAUGGAUGAAGAGGCUGAGUCAAAAUAAAAUUCAAGGAAGGUGCAUUUUAAUUUUUCUACUUUGUUGAUUUUUCUCUCAGGAGAAGAUUUCUUCAUAUUUUCAGCAAAUUUUUUGUAUAAUAGUUUGGGGAAUAGGUUUCCUCUGCACUUCCUGCAUAGUUGAACUGUAAAUUAUGCUGACUUCACUGAAAUUUGGAUCUCGCUAUACUGUAAUUGUAUAUAUAAUUCGUGGACCUAUGUGAUUGUUGUUCAGUGGUUAUGUUUGCUUGUGAAAAGGCAUCAGACUGGAAGAAGAUGUGGAACUCUUAAAGGAUGGGAGAAGUUAGCAAGGACAGUAAGUUACAAACAGCUUAGGGUGGUUCUGCCUACUUUUUCAUUUACAGCUGCCUUUUUUCCUAGAGAUGUAAGAGCACUGAUUUGAAGGAAAUCUGAAAGGUGCCAGUUGUUUUGUGAAUUCAUUUCUCUAGCACAGUUCCCAUUGGUGGCUUCAGGUUUUGCCUGAAUGGGGAAUUCAGGAUUGUUUGUUAGCCCGAGGGCCCUCUCAGUCAUUUUUUCGUGCACCUUUUUUUUCCCAUUUACCUCAAUGAAUAGU
Molecule: messenger RNA, 3560 nt
Organism: Athene cunicularia (burrowing owl)
Lineage: Eukaryota; Metazoa; Chordata; Aves; Strigiformes; Strigidae
Gene: MCCC1
Product: methylcrotonoyl-CoA carboxylase 1
Exons: 18
Coding region: 1020-2996 (658 amino acids)
Cellular component (GO): mitochondrion
Molecular function (GO): metal ion binding; methylcrotonoyl-CoA carboxylase activity; ATP binding
Source: RefSeq, a predicted model, not a curated record